This is a messenger RNA of Adineta steineri, 1458 nucleotides long. Lineage: Eukaryota; Metazoa; Rotifera; Eurotatoria; Adinetida; Adinetidae. The record is from the annotation of a GenBank genome assembly.
AUGCUAUCAAACCAACGCCAACGCCAACAACAACAACAGCAUCAUUCAUUACAACAGGCAUCAAAAAUUACCAAUAUGUUUAAACAGCCAAUUUUAGGUACUUUAUCGCCUGAUACAACAGUUACAACUUCAAGUGGUUAUUCAACAGGUGGCUCGUCUGUAUCAACUACAAUAAAUCUGUCCCCGAAAAAAUCAUCAGUAUUAAUUGCCCGAAAGCAACAGCAUAAGACCAAAUCAAAGGGUCUUCAUAAUCUUUUAACCAAGCUGAAAAAUCUUCUUGUACCAUCAAAAACAAAACCUAUUAUUAAUUCGAAAACAAUGAGAUCAACAAACUCAAGGCAAAUAUCAUCGACAAAUAUUCUUCGUCAAUAUCAUCAACAAGCAGCCAUCUAUGAUGUGAUUCCACCACCACCACUGACACUACCAGCAUCAUCAUCAUUAGUAACAAAUAAUACGAUUUCAUUACCAUUUACUUACUAUCAUGAUUCACCAAUUCAACAACCAAGAACAAAUUUUGAAAAAAUUUCUGCAUGGCUUGAUCAUACAGAAAAAAUGACGCAAAAUGAGCAAGUCAAUAUUAAUAGUUUGUCAUUUAUCGAUGGAAGUCAACAACUAUCAACAUCAUCAUCAACUGCGGAAAUCGACAAUAAAGGUGCAUCUGUGUAUGUUUUAGCAAUUACUGUCGUCAUGAAAAAAACUCCAACGAAUAUCAAACCACCUAAACGAAGUUCAUCAUUAGUAACACGAAUAACUCGACCUAUCAUCGAACAACAAGUACAACAUUCGAUUUCUCCAUCAUCAUCAUUUGCUUCAUCGAUUCUUACAAAAGGAAUGACGGAAAGAAUGACACCAUCACCAACAACACCGCGAAAAACUGAGAGUCAAUCUUCGAAAUCGAAUCGUCGUCGUACAAUUGAUUUUUCACGUCGACGAUCAGUUGCUGAUACAACAAAUAGACAAAAAUCAAAUAAAGAAAAUCUUCCAAUAAAACAACAAGAAAAAUCUUUACAAGGUGUUUAUCAAUUUUCUCCCUCAUCAUCAAAUAAUAAAAUUGAAAAUCAUGCUCCAUCAUCAAAACAUGUUUCGACAAAAAAAUAUUUUUUUCAUUCAAAUUCAACAAAAACACCAAAUGAAGAUCUAUUAAAUAAUUCGUACGGUUUAACACUUCUUAGCCAACAGCAACAACAACCAACUCCACUUCAGCAACGACAUUCAGUAGCUGCUGUACUUAUGUUAUCGCAAGUUCCUAAUCAUAUUUCAUUACAGAAACAAUCGAAUUCUCGAGUACCUAAUCAUCAAUAUACAGUUGAUUCUCUCGAUGAUUUAUUAUGUGAUCGUGAAGUUGAAAGUUAUUUCUAUCCAACAUCUUCUCCAUCUGAACAUAUUUAUAUGAAUUUAGAAAAUUCAUGUGACUCAUAUCCAACAUCAUUAUCUUGUAUCCAUGGUACUUUAUGUUAA